This is a messenger RNA of Penicillium alfredii, 1428 nucleotides long. RefSeq names its product putative MFS transporter. Gene Ontology annotation, biological process: transmembrane transport. Bases 1 to 1428 code for a protein of 475 amino acids. Gene Ontology annotation, molecular function: transmembrane transporter activity. The transcript is spliced from 3 exons. The record is from RefSeq and is a predicted model, not a curated record. Lineage: Eukaryota; Fungi; Ascomycota; Eurotiomycetes; Eurotiales; Aspergillaceae.
AUGUCUCAGGAAGCAAGAGUCGAGGAUGAAGUGGAUGCCAUGUCCAACGGUGGCCAGCAUGGUAACCGUUCUAUUAUGUACCAUCUAUAUACGCACCGCUGGGGACAAAUCCUGUUGAUCAGUUUCAUCUGUUUCUGUUGCCCAGGGAUGUACAAUGCCCUCACCGGCCUCGGCGGUGCUGGGCAGGUUGACCAGACGGUGGCAGCCAAUGCGGCAGUUGCGAUGCUCGCAGCGACAGCCGCGACCGCUCUGUUUGUGGUUGGGCCGAUUUUCGACCGUGUUGGUCCACGGGCGUGUCUUUUGCUCGGAGGAUGGACAUACCCUUUAUACUCUGGUAGUCUUCUGUGCUUCAACUUCACGAGCAACGGUACCUUUGUAAUUGUGUCGGGUGCAAUUCUCGGUGUGGGGACAUCCUUCAUCUGGGUGGCGCAAGGAGCCAUCAUGACCACCUACGUCUCCGAGUCACAAAAAGGGCGCGCAAUCGCAAUCUUCUGGAUCAUCUUCAAUCUCGGUGGUGGUGUCGGGUCUCUGGCUAGCUUUGGUUUCAACUUCCACUCGAAAAGUGGGACGGUGUCGAAUGGAACAUACAUUGCCCUCCUCAUCCUCAUGGCAAUUGGAUGGCUGCUGGGACUGCUCAUCUGCUCUCCAUCGGCUGUGCGAGCCCCCCAGCUGCUGACAACGCCCGAAAGCGAGAAGAACUGGCGACAGACGAUGCGUCUCUCGCUGCGCACCAUUUCUGACUGGCGUGUGCUGUGCUUGUUGCCAUUGUUCUUCUCGGCGAAUGUCUUUUAUUCGUAUCAGCAAAAUGUGGUCAACGGCCUGACCUUUGAUAUCCGCACGCGCUCGCUCAAUGGCGCGCUGUAUUGGAUCGCGCAGAUGUUCGGCGGCCUCCUCAUUGGCCUCAUCCUUGAUAUGCCUGGACUCGACCGGCGCAUCCGAGCUCGCAUUGCAUGGCUUUUUCUGUUUGUGACGGGCAUGGCCAUCUGGGGCGGUGGUUAUGCAUUUCAGAAAUGGUCCAGCCAUCGCCUCGCGCAGGGCAUUAAGCAGAACGUUGAUUACAGUGACGGUCAUACCUCGGUUGGGCCGAUGUUCCUCUACAUUUUCUACGGCGCCUACGAUGCGUUCUGGCAGUCUUUCUGCUACUGGCUCGUGGGAGCCCGGUCCAACACCCCGGCCGUUACGGCCAUCCUGGUGGGCGCAUACAAAACCUUCCAAAGCGCCGGGGGAGCGAUGGCAUGGCGGAUCAACGCUCUCGAGAAGCCUGCCAUGACCCAGUUCACCAUGGACUGGGCAUUGUGCAUGGGAUCACUGGUCAUCGCCAUUCCGACCGUCCUGGCAGUCACUCUGACCAGCGACCCAGAUCCCUCGGAGGGGAAAGAUCCGGAGGAUUCGGAGGAAAAGCCUCGGUCUGAAGUGACCAAGGCAUAA